Messenger RNA from Xyrauchen texanus (razorback sucker), 3885 nucleotides. It is a transcript of the gene enc2, whose product is annotated as kelch-like protein 25. Lineage: Eukaryota; Metazoa; Chordata; Actinopteri; Cypriniformes; Catostomidae. Gene Ontology annotation, molecular function: protein binding. The record is from RefSeq and is a predicted model, not a curated record. The transcript is spliced from 4 exons. Bases 298 to 2175 code for a protein of 625 amino acids.
AAAACUAUGAUUCAGUCACUGAUCCCGAAACGUCACAACGUCAGGAUUUGUCACUAAGCGCUCAGAAAACAGUCUUCUUGAUUCAGCCACAAAUCUGACUACAAGACCACUGUCGUGGAAAUAUGUGACAUUUAGGCCAUUGUAAUGACUGCAGAACUGUCACAAGGUCACCCAUUAUAUUCAUGGGUAGGGUGUGGAAAAAAGUUACAUGUCUUUAUGCCAUUCUUUGUUCCUCCAUGGCCCUUUAAAGGACAACUCUGUCAGCCUGUCCUAUAGAGGGGACGCUUUUUCGGACCAAUGCAGACCCCCCCUCAGUUCCUCACUGUCAAUGCCUGUGCGUGGGUCAGCAAUUUUUGUCGCUUUCAAGAUAUUGGGACCAGUGAAAAUUUUGACGUGCCGGAAAAGAUGUCAGUCAGCGUCCAUGAAAACCGCAAGUCAAGAACGAGCACGGGCUCCAUGAACAUCUCGCUGUUCCACAAGCCCUCUCAUCCAGACAGUGUGCUCACCCACCUAAAUUCCCUCCGCAAACAGUGCAUGUUCACAGACGUAACACUAUGGGCAGGCGACCGCUCCUUUCCCUGUCACCGAGCUGUGCUUGCAGCUUGCAGUCGCUACUUCGAAGCCAUGUUCAGCGGUGGUCUCCGUGAGAGCCUUGACAACGAGGUUAACUUUCGUGACAGUGUGCACCCGGAGGUUCUGGAGCUGCUAUUGGACUUUGCUUACUCCUCACGUGUCAUCAUCAACGAGGAAAAUGCAGAGUCACUUCUUGAGGCCGGAGAUAUGCUGCAAUUUCACGAUAUACGUGAUGCUGCAGCAGAAUUUUUGGAGAAGAACUUGCAUUCGUCGAACUGCUUGGGGAUGAUGCUGCUUUCGGAUGCCCAUCAGUGCAAGCGCCUUUAUGAGCUCUCGUGGAGGAUGUGCCUCAUCCACUUUGAGACUCUUCGAGACACUGAAGACUUCUGUGGCCUCUCCAAAGACAAACUUCUAGAUCUCAUACUUAGUGACGAGCUGGAGAUUGAGGAUGAACAGAUUGUGUUCAAUGCUGUCAUGCGCUGGGUUCGGUAUGACCUAGACAGUCGCAGAGACUACAUUCCUGAGUUGCUGCGAGGAAUACGUCUUGCACUGUUACCUUCAGAGUGCCUCAUUGAGGCUGUGGCGUGUGAGGAACUUGUGAUGUCAGAUAAAAGGAGCAGACAGAUUGUUGAUGAGGCCAUGCAAUGCAAGAAGAAGAUUCUUCAGAACGACGGAGUUGUCACUAGCCCAUGUGCCAGACCUCGCAAAUCUGGACACACACUGCUCAUUCUUGGGGGCCAGACGUUUAUGUGUGAUAAAAUCUACCAAGUGGACCACAAAGCUAAAGAGAUCAUCCCCAAAUCAAAUCUUCCUAGUCCCAGGAAGGAGUUCAGCGCAUGUGCCAUCGGCUGCAAGGUUUACGUGACCGGAGGAAGAGGGUCAGAAAAUGGGGUUUCAAAGGACGUUUGGAUAUAUGACACAGUACAUGAAGAAUGGUCUAAAGGUGCCCCCAUGUUAAUUGCACGUUUUGGUCACGGUUCAGCUGAACUCGAAAACUGCCUUUAUGUUGUUGGGGGUCACACAGCAAUAGCAGGUGUCUUCCCGGCCUCUCCCUCAGUAUCCCUUAAACAGGUUGAGCGAUACGACCCACUAACCAACAAAUGGACAAUGAUGGCACCACUUAGGGAUGGAGUCAGCAAUGCAGCAGUGGUCAGUGCCAAGCUAAAACUCUUUGUGUUUGGUGGAACGACCAUUCACAGGGAUAAGGCCUCAAAGGUCCAAUGCUAUGACCCGGUUGAGAACCGUUGGGCCAUAGCUGCUGAGUGCCCACAACCGUGGAGAUACACGGCCGCUGCUGUUCUUGGCAGUCAGAUAUUCAUUAUGGGCGGCGACACAGAGUUCACGGCUGCAUCCGCUUACCGAUUUGACUGUGAGACCAAUCAAUGGACCCGUGUUGGUGACAUGACCUCUAAAAGAAUGAGCUGCCAUGCUGUGGCCUCUGGUAAUAAACUCUAUGUGGUUGGCGGUUACUUUGGGACACAGCGGUGUAAAACCCUGGAUUGUUAUGAUCCGACAUCGGAUAGCUGGAACAGUAUCACUACCGUGCCUUAUUCACUGAUUCCAACUGCAUUUGUCAGCACCUGGAAGCAUCUUCCUGCCUAGUUGCCUCCAAUUUAAGAGAAUGGAGCUGAUCUGGGUGCCAUGGUCUUCUGGCUACACUGAAUGGAGGACAGAAGAGCUGGAUUGUCAUUGGCUGGCCUGAAGCACCUCUGCUUGAUGGGUGUGGUGUGGCUGCGGUCGGUCACGGCCACUCUGCAGGGCGCCUCUCGAAAACAAACCAACCAUCCAUUGCAGAGAAGAGCUGCAACAUCUAUAAAAAAUGAAGCCUUGAUAUGGCAAACAGCACAAAUUUGGCUAAACCCAUGCUUGUCCUUUGCCAAAUUCAGAGGCACAAUGGCACAAUAACCUUUUGCACCAAUCUCUGCUGUAUUACAUGAGUCUUUUUAGGUACAUGUCUUUGCAGAAUUGUUUGUCUGUUGCAAUCCAUCGAAUCAAAGAACAUUCUAUUUAGUGAGCUCAGUAAUAUGGCUUACUGAGUGAACGGCAAAAAAAAAAAAAAAAAAAGACUUAAGCAAAAGCAUGAUUUGCUUCAUGAAUCCUUCUACUCUACCAUAACUGGCAGCACAGCAGGUCUACAUUAGUGUUCCAUUGCUUCCAAACGCCUUAUGGAUUCUGCGUUAAAUUGACAUGCUCAACUAAACCAAGUUUAAACAUCUACAUGUUCAGAACGUCCCUAUGGGAAAGUGCAAGUUUACUUAAGUAAGAUGUGAAAUGCCUGCGGUAUUUCUAUUUAAUAAGUAUCUGUGAAAUUUAUUUUUACCUGGGACUUGUAUAGAUUCCAUAGCACAAUGCACUAUCAAGGACUUCCUCUCAUUUUUAAAUUUCUCAGAUUGUUGAAGGUAUAAACAUUUGAUAAAUGCAUUUAAUUUAUGUGUUUGAGAAAACAAAAAAAUUGCACAUGACACUACAAGUAUCACUUUGGAUGAUGAGGGUAUUGAUGUUUGCUAUCCUUUUUCCUCUAAAUUUUAUAUGCUUUGCCAGAUUUAAAAAAUAGAUAUAGAUAGUUCACCCUAAAAAUUAAACUCACCCUAAUGUUGUCCAAACUGGUGUGACUUACUUUCUUAUCUGGAACACAAAACUAGAUGUUUUAAUUAAUAUUGCAUUUUCAUGCAAGAACUUGCAUCGAAUAAUGAUGCAAUUUAUCAUGUGAACAUGCAUGCCAAUGUGAACAAGCUUCUCUCAAACCACUCAUGAACCCUUAACGGACAAAUAUUGUCACUGAAAAAUUACUUAAAUUGCAUGUUGUUUCUCUAGUACUUAUCGUAUGUCUUCAGAUGACUUGGAAUAUGACAGGAGUUGCAUGGACUACUUUUAUGAUACAUUUGGGUCCUUUCUUUUUGCUAUAAAGUGAGACACUAUCCACUGCCAUUGAAAAGACGGCCUAUGAUAUUCAUUAAGACGUCUAAUAUUGUGUUCUUUAUAAGUAAGUCAAAUGUGUUUGGAACAUCAUGACUCGGGUGAGUAAAUAAGAACAGAAUUUUCUUUUUGGGUGAACUACUCUUAAGAAUGACCUCAAUUCUGAAGUGAAGGAAUGUUUUUCUUGCUCACUUAGAGUCUUACAGUCUCUGACAAUUUUGUUGUGGGGGAGUUCCAUAUUUUAUACUAAAUGACUCACCUUUCCAUUUGAAAGGGACAUUUUGGGAUUAUGCAGCAGAUCCCACUGGCUUCCUUGUGAAUUCUUGGUGCCUAAUACUGGUAGACAAGUUUGUUGCUCAUUCAUUCCUUUUAAGGGUUUGAAUAAAUGUUUUUUGA